GCUCGCAUGCCUUUGGAGGAAAGAUCCCCCAUGUGCCUCAGUGCUGAAUAAAGCAUACCUACUUUACAACUUUAACAAGUUGUGGAGUCUAUCUGCGUAUCAAUUUGGCGAGCCAGGCAGGAGACCUCUGUUCAGCUGCAGGAUCACCUGAGGGGUGGACAUCCUAGGCACUCCAGGCCAUUUGCCUCAGGACCUCCGCUUGUUGUCUGCUCACUCCGGGGGAGAUAACCUGUGCCGGCUGUGGAAAACGGCUCCAGCCUCUUGUACACCUACCGGGCAAGAUCACUGUGCCUGGGCAAAUCCCUACAGAGCUUCACCCGGAGCAAUGACUCCCUGAUCCAAGAACAGCAGCUGACCUGAAGGUGCGCAGAGGUUGCAGUCAUGUUACUGAGUGACCAUCACAGCUACUUGUCGUUAUGAUCCCGGCGAGAUCCGAGGUCCCCGAGUUCUCCUAUCAAUUACAAUAUGCUUCAGAGGUGAAGAGGAAGACUGUUUGGUUCAUGAAUUUAAGAAGUGCAGGAACUCUGAAUGAGACAGGGUCUUUAGAUGAGACCACCUAUGAAAAACUGGCUGAAGAGACACUGGACUCCUUAGCAGAUUUCUUUGAGGACUUGACAGAUAAGCCUUUUACCCCAGAAGAUUAUGAUGUCUCUUUAGGGAGUGGAGUUCUAACAGUUAAACUAGGUGGAGACAUGGGAACAUAUGUUAUCAAUAAGCAAACACCAAACCGUCAGAUUUGGCUGUCCUCACCCACUAGGGUGGCUCCUUCCCCUUCAAACUUGUGGGAUUUCCUGCUUUGUAUGUUUAUGUGCUCUCCACUAGUUGUUUUUGUCAAGCAUCUGCCCUUUACCAAGCCUUGGCUAGCUGUUCCCUCUGCCUUCUCUGAUGCCGUGUUUUGGUCCAUUCCAGAUUUUCUGGUUGGUUUCAGCAGGGAGGACAGGCAGCUAAGUGGGAAAAUGUUGUAGCUGUCUCCCCCAAAAAUUUGUGUUCUCUGUCACUGUCUGGACUAAGGGAGUUGGUCAGUGUUGCUGGUGAAUGAACCAGUUAGCUGGAAAGUAUGAGCACUCCCAGUAACUGUACAGGCAUACCUCUUUAAUAUUGUUCAGAAAGAAUGUAUUGAUUGCAAAACUGGGAAUAAUUUUGCAAUACUUGAAUUCUGUAGCAGGGUUUGUGUCUUGAGGAAAAAAACCCACAAUGGAAUUCAAGACUUUUAAGAGAAACAAUUUUAAUAGACAUGAAAUUUACCUAAAGUAAAGUCUGGGAUACUUCAUAAAGUUUAUCUAAGGAAAAGUCUUGGGAUACUUACUAAAAACAGAACUGUAGAAAUACCUGAAGAUUAAUGGAUGAAGACUCAUCAAGUAAUCAAGAAGAUCCAGUUAGGAACUGAAUAUGAUUUUAAAAUAAUAUAAAGACUUGUGGGACAUUUAAACUUCUUGUUGCCUUCUGUUAAAUCUACAAUUGAUGUGUUAAAACCUAUGUAUAUGGCUGUUGCUGCAAAACGAAAUUGUUUCACUCAAUAAUAUGGAGUUUUACUGUUUAAGCUUUGUAAACAAACAUGUUCUGUAAACAGUGAAACUGGAGGAAACUGAACUCCCAUUGCUAUGUUUUCCAUUUUUGACAUCAGCAGUUCUGGUCCCUCUGCUUUGGUCUCUGAAUAAGAGUGGUGUUAUCCUUGUCCCAUGAUGAUAUUCAGAAAAAAGGUACUGCUGUUCCCAGGGCUGUCUUUUAUUUCUCAUCUAUAAAGGAUUCCUGCUUUGAACAGCUUAUACAAAUAAAUGUUAACAAUAUCGUGAUGGCAUUUCUCAAACCCUGGGUACUUAUUAACUUUGACUGACUUCCACUGGAAAGUAGGAAAUGCCCUUGGGGCAAAAUCUGGCUGGGAUCAAAUAUUUCCAAACAUGACUUUGCUUUAGUGUACUUAUGUACUGUUUGCUACACAGCACACCAGGCUAGUAAUUUUUGUACUAACUCCUAUCCCAGAAUCCUUUUAUUAAAUAAUUUACUUAGCAGGUAUGUGACUUGCUAAAGUACAGGUCUAGCAACCUAAACAAACUGUUUUGUUUAGACAGAUGCAGGCUGAGUGUCAGAAUUUAUUAAUUCAGUAUAUUUUGAAAUAGCAUAAUUUCUGAACCUUGAUUCUGUUUAAGAUGACUGUAAGAUUUUUGUGUCAUUGACAUGCAGAUUUCAUGUAUUUCUGAAAUUCAGAGAAUUCUUAAUCAGUUUAGAGCUAACACUAGUUGAGCUAAGACAUUAAUGCUCCAGAAUAUGGAAUUUGUGGAUAAACAUUAAACUUCCUUUUUUUUAUUGUGAAUAAAAAUACACAAGGAAA
Melopsittacus undulatus (budgerigar) is the source of this 2329-nucleotide messenger RNA. RefSeq names its product frataxin (gene FXN). The transcript has 6 exons. NCBI's taxonomy places the organism in Eukaryota, Metazoa, Chordata, Aves, Psittaciformes, Psittaculidae. Gene Ontology annotation, biological process: iron incorporation into metallo-sulfur cluster; intracellular iron ion homeostasis. The record is from RefSeq and is a predicted model, not a curated record. Gene Ontology annotation, cellular component: mitochondrion. Gene Ontology annotation, molecular function: iron chaperone activity; ferrous iron binding; 2 iron, 2 sulfur cluster binding. The coding region runs from base 417 to 965 and encodes 182 amino acids.